UCCAGCAUCAGAAUCACCCGUUUCUCUAUUUUCAGACAUAAAAAAACCCUACGAAAAAAGAAAAAAGCAUAGUGGCAGCCUGUGAUCUCGCAGCAACGUUACUCACAAAACGCUCUCAACGACGUGUCGCCCAACCAACAUCGUUGGUGACGCGCCACUAAAACUAACGUCGUUUCUCCCUUUAUCACCAUGAAACACCAACGUUAACCCACGCCAUAACAUAAUUUCUCUUCCUCCACCCCCACCCCCACCCUCUCUCAUUCAAACCAUGCAUGCACAACUUCAACCCUUCCACUCUUCCUCUCUCUAACUCAUACGUACAUACCCCUCCCGCCACCUAUAUACCAUACCAUACCAUACCACAUACACGUACACGUAUACGUAAAUUCGUAUCUUCACAGAGUAUGUCUUCCCAUUGGUGUUACCGCUGCAACAAAUUCAUCAGAGCAUGGAGACAAGAAAUGCCGGUAUGUCCCGAUUGCGACAGCGGAUUCGUCGAAGAGGUAAUCGAACCAUCCAACCCCGCGGUCGAGACCCGCCGCCGUAGGUUCCCGACUGCGGCGGCGAUGUACAUGAUCGGCCACCGCGGCUCCGAUCACAACCCUCGCUCCUCCCGCCGCCAGCAUUGCAGGACAACCGCCUCGGACCGCUCACCGUUGAAUCCGGUCAUCAUGCUCCGCGGCGAGGGGACGAGCCGCGACCGCCGCACCGGCUUCGACCUUUUCUACGACGACGGCGCCGGCGCCGGAAUCCGCCCCCUGCCUCCGAGGAUGUCGGAGUUUCUCCUGGGAACAGGCUUCGAGCGCGUGAUGGAGCAGCUUUCCCACGUGGAGUCCAGCAACGGCGGCGGGGGCCACGAGCGGAGCCAGGCGCCGGCGUCGAAAGCCGCCGUGGAGGGCCUCCCGGCGAUUGAGAUAAACGAGACGCACACGGCGAUAGAAUCUCACUGCGCGGUGUGCAAGGAGGCUUUUGAGGUUUGCACGAUGGCAAAGGAAAUGCCAUGCAAGCACAUUUACCACCCCGAGUGUAUCUUACCGUGGCUGGCGAUACGAAACUCGUGCCCCGUGUGUCGGCACGAGUUGCCGUGCGAGAGCGCACGUGCGAGGCUGGAGCGUGUGGAGGAGGAGGAGGAGGAGGAGAACUUGGGGUUGACGAUCUGGCGGUUACCCGGGGGAGGGUUUGCGGUGGGGAGGUUCGGGAGAAGGGGUGGUGGUGAGGCAGAUCUUGACGUUCCUCUUGUUUACACGGAGGUGGAUGGUGGGUUUAACAACGUUGUUGGGGAACCUAGGAGGGUUUCGUGGUCGGUUUCCGAGUCUAGAGGGAGGACAAGAGGUGGUGCCUUUCGGAGGAUGUUUGGUGGUUUGUUUCGUUGCUUGGGGGGUGGGGUUAGGGCUCAUACUUCUUCUAGAUCUGUCGAUGCUAUAGACAUUUCCACAAGUGGGAGGAGUGCUAUUAUUACUCGAUCUAAUUCUAAUAAUAACGUCCUUCUUCCUCCUUCUUCUUCUUCUCCACCCUCGCGUAGGACUUGGUCUAUGGAAGUCAACGGUGGAACCAGACUAUGGUAAUAUAAAUAUCAAAUCAGAAGGGUCAAUCAUGGAGUGUGAUGGAGGAUGCAAUAAUGCUAUGGGAGAGUGAGGUUGCAUGUUGUCAUCUUAAUCUUAAUUAAUUUAAUGUAUGGGAAUCUUGUGAGAAGAAAUUUACGACAGCAUGGGUGGAGAAAGCUAGCCUCUGCGUUACUUUUGUGCAUAUUUUAUUGGGGGCGGGAUUAGUGGGACAUGGAUGUAUGAUGUGAUAAUCAUCUGAUCUGAAGGGCCUUCGUGUUGUUCUUGUAUUUUCUUACUCAUCGUUUGUAAAGUUUAAUUAGUUUCA
Cajanus cajan (pigeon pea) is the source of this 1869-nucleotide messenger RNA. NCBI's taxonomy places the organism in Eukaryota, Viridiplantae, Streptophyta, Magnoliopsida, Fabales, Fabaceae. The record is from RefSeq and is a predicted model, not a curated record.